Molecule: messenger RNA, 1645 nt
Organism: Purpureocillium takamizusanense
Lineage: Eukaryota; Fungi; Ascomycota; Sordariomycetes; Hypocreales; Ophiocordycipitaceae
Gene: FEN1
Product: Elongation of fatty acids protein 2
Exons: 3
Coding region: 193-1383 (396 amino acids)
Cellular component (GO): cytoplasm; nucleus
Molecular function (GO): 5'-3' exonuclease activity; DNA binding; 5'-flap endonuclease activity
Source: RefSeq, a predicted model, not a curated record
CACCAAAUCGCAGCUCUGUCCUUCGUUCAAGCUCUCAAGGCCGGCAGCAUCGCAAAGCAGGACUCCCAACACAGCAGCCCAGGGGUUUAUCCAGCCACCGACAGCAUCUCCGUGAUCUAUAUCGCCGCCUAGUUCGUCCACAACCCGUCCACCUGCCUCCGCCGAUUGCACAGCCGUGCGGCGACCGGCACCAUGGGUAUCAAGCAGCUCUUCCAGAUCAUAAAGGAUGAGGCGCCCGAGGCAAUCAAGGAGGGCGACAUCAAGAACCAAUUUGGCCGCAAGGUCGCUAUUGAUGCGUCCAUGAGCAUCUACAGCUUCCUCAUCGCGGUCCGGUCCGACGGCCAGCAGCUCAUGAACGAUAGCGGCGAGACGACGUCACAUCUGAUGGGCAUGUUCUACCGCACGCUGCGCAUGGUGGACAACGGUAUCAAGCCGCUCUACGUGUUUGACGGGGCGCCGCCCAAGCUCAAGUCGGGCGAGCUGGCGAAGCGGUUCCAGCGCAAGCAGGAGGCCACCGAGGGUCUCGAAGAGGCCAAGGAGACGGGCACGGCUGAGGACGUGGAAAAGUUCUCGCGACGCACAGUGCGGGUGACGCGCGAACACAACGCCGAGUGCCAGCGGCUCCUCAAGCUCAUGGGCGUGCCCUACAUCGUGGCGCCGACAGAGGCAGAGGCGCAGUGCGCGGUGCUGGCCCAGGCCGGCAAGGUGUAUGCGGCAGCCAGCGAGGACAUGGACACGCUGUGCUUCAACUCGCCCAUUCUGCUGCGCCACCUGACGUUCAGCGAACAGCGCAAGGAGCCGAUCCAGGAGAUUCGGCUGGACAAGGUCCUCGAGGGCCUCAACAUGGAGCGCAAGCAGUUUGUGGACCUCUGCAUCCUGCUCGGUUGCGACUAUCUCGACCCCAUCCCUAAGAUUGGCCCGACGACGGCGCUCAAGCUGAUACGCGAGCACGGCACGCUCGAGAAGGUGGUUGAGGCCAUCGAGAAGGACCCGAAGAAGAAGUUUGUGGUGCCGGACGACUGGCCGUACAAGGACGCGCGGGACCUCUUCUUCGAGCCCGACGUGCGCGGGGCGGACGACCCGCUGUGCGACUUCAAGUGGGACAAACCCGACAUUGAGGGCCUGGUGACGUUCCUGGUGACGGAGAAGGGCUUCUCAGAGGAUCGGGUAAGGAGUGGUGGUGCGCGGCUGGAGAAGCAGCUCAAGAGCUCACAGCAGGCGCGGCUUGAGGGUUUCUUCAAGCCGGUGCCCAAGUCGGAAGCAGAGAAGGCGGCGCACAAGCGCAAGCUGGAGGAAAAGAACGAGGAGAAGAAAAAGAAGCUCAAGCAGGACAAGAAGGAAAAAGCGGCGGCUAAGGCGAAGCCACGGGCGGGCGGGGCAUAAUGGCGGGCGCCUAUUCGGCAACGGUGCACGUUGAUGGAUGGUGAUGAGCGUCACAUGGGGAACGGCCCGUUGCGAUGGACUGCGAUGAAAGUUGCUACAGACCUACCUGUAGUAGAGUAUGCCUCUGGCUUGGCUGCACGGGCGUUUUGGCGCAUGGCUACGGUUGGCAUCGUUUUGCACCUUGUCACUUGGUGGAGGAAUCUGGAAGAGGGCAUAAUCCUCGAUGAGUCGGUAGAUAGGCGGUCAAUGAGACUGGUCCCUG